AUGGCGAGUAAAGCACCCACAGAGGCUAUUCAAGAAGGGUCGAACAACAGUCAAGAAGGUACAAACACCCGCCAUGAAGAGUCAAACACUAGUCAAGAUUCAGUCUUGCGUUCUUUCACAGUCGAAGGAGUGUCCCAUGUUCGAGAUUUAUUUAAGCCAGUGUCCAUAGCCUCAAUGGCCAGUCAAGCAGGCACGGAGGCUAGUCAAGAGGGGUCCAACAACAGUCAAGAAGUUUCAACCACCGCCUCGAUUGCCAGUCAAGAUUCAGCCUUGCGUUCUUUCACCGUCGAAGGAGUGUCCGCCAAGACCAGUCAAGAAUCAACUAUUGCUGGGGAUAUGUCGGCUCAAGAUGUGCAAGGACACUUAUAUACCUGCAUUGACCUCGCCCAGUAG
Melampsora larici-populina 98AG31 is the source of this 393-nucleotide messenger RNA. RefSeq lists its product as uncharacterized. The coding region runs from base 1 to 393 and encodes 130 amino acids. Lineage: Eukaryota; Fungi; Basidiomycota; Pucciniomycetes; Pucciniales; Melampsoraceae. The transcript is spliced from 4 exons. The record is from RefSeq and is a predicted model, not a curated record.